AUGAUUUGCCUAGGGGUUUUGGUGGAGGAGAGGGUCAGGGUUUAUGGGUUGGAUUGUUUUUUGGUUAUGGUUUGUGUUUUUGGGUUUGUUACAGCCAGUGGUGGGGUUAAGGCCAUUGAGAGAGCGUGCUCAGUCGUGGAGCGACGAGCUGGAAAGUCAGUUCAGUUAGAUUGCCAAUGGUUAUUUAUUAGAAAAGAUGAAAACGAUUUGGGUCCAUUUUCUAUGUGGAACAUAACGGGAACUUACCGAGGGUCUUGGAAAUUUCUCGAUUCUACAAAUAGCUCUUCCAGGUUCCCGGAUUUCAGGAAACCCAAUGGUGAUUCUGUCAUUGAAUUAGUCAGCUCACCAACAAAGAUAAAUGGUGUGCAUUAUGUCCAGGGUGUAAUAAUUUUCCAUGACGUGUUUGACAAUGAACACAAUGUUGGUGGUGCUCAAAUAAGGGUAGAAGGUGUAUAUAUAUGGCCUUUUAGACAACUUCGAUUGGUAGCUAACAGUGGUAAAGAGGGAGAAUUGGGCCAGGAAGAAGAUUAUAUGUUAUCUAAUCCAUAUCAUUUGCUUGGAGUAUUUUCAUCUCAGGUGUUCCAAGAUUCUCCUCGAGAUAAAAUAUGGAGAAGGAAAAAUUCGCCAAUUUAUGAGAUGGAGAAGCAUUGUAAUAUUGAAAUCGCAGCCCAAAUUACUCGCUUGUCAUCUGUUCAAGGUGAUGGAGAUCAUGAUCGUUUCCAUAUUGAAGGAUUAAUGGAGAGUCCUGCUGCAGACGAUGAAGGGGAUUGCUUCUCACCGUUACUACUAAAUGCUACUUCUGUCAACAUUGAAGUCUACUAUAACAAAGCCGUGAACUAUACCUUGAUGGUCACCUUUGUCUCAUUCCUUCAAGUUCUUUUGUUGAUUCGGCAAAUGGAACAUAGUAACACUCAAUCAGGGGCUGCCAAAGUUUCAAUUUUAAUGAUUGGGCAGCAAGCCAUCAUGGAUGCUUAUCUUUGCCUUUUACACCUAACUGCAGGAAUACUAGUUGAAUCCUUGUUUAAUGCUUUUGCAACUGCUGCAUUUUUCAAGUUUGUAGUCUUCUCAAUUUUUGAGAUGAGAUAUCUUCUUGCUAUUUGGAAGGCAAGCAGGCCUAUGAACAGUGGUGAAGGUUGGGAGACAAUGAGGCGUGAGCUAUCAGUACUAUAUAGUCGAUUCUAUGGGAUCCUGUUGGGAGGCAUUCUAUUUAUGUACGAGUUCCAUAAUUAUCUUCGACCCAUUCUUCUCUUGAUGUACUCCUUUUGGAUACCUCAAAUAAUUACCAAUGUCAUUCGUGACUCAAGAAAACCUUUGCAUCCCCAUUACAUCUUAGGCAUGACUGUUACUCGUCUAGCAAUCCCAUUGUAUAUAUUUGGAUGCCCUAACAACUUUAUGCGCAUUGAGCCUAACAAGACUUGGUGUAUAUGUUUGGGUGUAUUCAUUGGACUGCAAGCAUCAAUUCUUCUUCUUCAACACUAUCUUGGGUCUCGGUGGUUCAUUCCUCGCCAGAUCCUACCUGAGAAAUAUUGCUACUAUAGAAGAUUUGAUCAGGAAUCAAAUCAUGUUACAGACUGUGUCAUUUGCAUGACUGCAAUUGAGCUCAUGCAGCGUUCUAAUGAUUGCAUGGUAACUCCAUGUGAUCAUUUCUUCCAUUCCGGUUGUCUACAAAGGUGGAUGGAUAUCAAGAUGGAAUGUCCAACUUGCCGACGUCCGCUGCCACCAGCCUAG
Dovyalis caffra is the source of this 1728-nucleotide messenger RNA. NCBI's taxonomy places the organism in Eukaryota, Viridiplantae, Streptophyta, Magnoliopsida, Malpighiales, Salicaceae. The record is from the annotation of a GenBank genome assembly.